AUGGUUGAGGAGCUCAUCCAAACGUUCAGCCGAUCUCUCCAAGAUGUGCCUCUUGUCAGUCAGCGGUUGAGUUCCAUCUGCACUGAGGAGGGGAGAAGAGCCAGAAUACUGUGGUCCAUGAACAGUCUUCAAGGCAUCAUAGAAGCGCUUGGUGCCAUGGCUGUCUGCCUAACUCUGGAUUUCAUUGGCCUUCUGGCUAUACUUACUAUUACUGUCACGCGGAACUUCAUUUGCACCUUUUGUUUCGCGUUUACAAAGGCAUCUGUCCUUGCUUGUAACGGGAGUUCAUUCUGGAGUGUUCGGAACAGUUGGUGUUUUUCUUACAGCAGUGCCUAUACCUCUUCCUCAUUCUCAUCGAAGCAGUCGUGAUUGCUGCGGGUUGUUAGUCCCAGGUCUUCACAUGCAGUAGGGUAGACUGCAUCUCUGAAGGCUUCCCACUACUCUUCGAUGUUGUCCUGACCAUCCCGGGGUGUGACAGGCAGCCGUCCUUCAAGGUCACUGGAGUAAUCUUCAGUAACUUGGCUGCUCUUCAGCCUGGAGACAUUAAGCCCCUUUGCAGUAUUUUGCCCUUGGGGUCUUCUUAUUGGCGGGAUGCGAAGUUUGCACUUCACCAGGAUGAGUCGAUGGUCAGUCCAACAGUCGCACCGCACAUGGCCCUUGCCGUUCUCACGUCCUGCCUGUUCGUGUUCCAAGUGAUGACAUAGUCAGUCAAAUGCCAAUGUCUAGAGCGUUGGUGCAUCCAAGAUGUCUUGUUACGUAUACCCAAAACACAGUGGACUUUUUUAUUAUACUAUGAAGACGGUAUAUAUUGGUUGUAACACAACUCUUGACGUUAAUAUCUUGCAGAAAGAUAUCGAAGAAAAUGGGAAACCUGAGUCGUCUGUCCUCCCUUAUUGGAAAUGCCAGCCUUACAUCAGGUUUGUAUGUGCAUGCUGUUGUUUUUUGUCUAGUCUUCAGCAGUAAGCGACACAAUAUUCCUUACAAUAUAUCUGUGCAAUAUUUCUUUAUUUCUCUUCUCUCUGUUUAAUGGUAAUGCUCGCUUUUUUCUUCUCUGCAAACAAAUUGUAAACUGUAAUACGGCCGUCAUCAAAUAGAAUCAGGAGUACGACGGCCACAUUUUGACACUAUCCCGAGUUUAAAUGUAGUCAGAGAACAUGCGCUUGUUUCAAAGAGUAGCACGAAAUUACUGGUCACCCGGUGGUUUUCAUUGUGGCCUACAAAUAAGGACAAAAACAGAUAUUUGAAAUAAACAUAAUGUUAAGAAUCCCAGCUGUCCGGAGACGAACCAUACCAGUAGGCUAUUUACAAGUGUGGCCGAGGAGUUGAAAUUGGGACUACCGAGAACAAAGUCCAGCUAGCAGUUAGGGCACGGAUUGAACUCGGGGCUUCCUAUCUAACCGGGCCAAAGUGCCUGCUUCCCAUUGCUCGUAACUUACAUUGAACUGUGGUCCGUAACUACAGGGCAAAUUCAGGAGUCAAGAGAACUUUAGACGAAGUGAAAGAAGAUGAAGAAAGGCACAAGGAAGUGAUUAAAAUGAGGAAAAUGCGAAAAGCUAUGAAGAAAGAGAAAGUGCGCGCGCGAAGAGGUAACUGAAACUUUUUCUAUUAGCGUAGUUUGUUACGUUAGAAAUAUUCGUAACUGUAAAGAAGGUUAUCUCUUUCAACCCCAAAAGAGGCCCGGCAAAGACAAAAUUCAACAAUAUUUUCAAAAUUUAAUUUGGUUAAAUGCGAAAGUACCGUCUGGUAUGUUUCAUUUUAAUGGUCACGCCAUAGGAUUUUUUUCUAAAAGUAAAACCACCUUUCGGGACUCUAUCGUUCACUCCUUGGGUGAAAGGGAGACCUGCUUAUUAAGUCGGUCACUUUUUUGGCGCCGACAAAAACAAAUAAAUAAAUAGUGAUUAAGAGGUAGCGCAUACACGAAGUGGUUCUUCGUCUACCUGAUUUCUGGUCGAAUUUGAAUUUGAAAAUGUUGGUUUUUGAGUAGAGGGGAAAAUCGGAGUACCCGGGGAAAAACCUGUCGUAGCAAGGGAGAGAGCCAACAACAAACUCAACCCACAUAUGGCGUCGACGCCGGGAUUUGAACUCGGGCCACAAUGGUGGGAGGCGAGUGCUCUCACCACUGCGCCAUCCCUUUCUCCCCAAAUGAUGUAUACUUACUGUAUAAUGAAUUGUUUUGUUCAGAAAGGACGUGGGAUAUCUGUACAAAGUGUGAAGUUAAUCCCAAGGUACAGUGAAGUAAACGAUGUUAAUAAUCCAUGUUUUUCUAUUAUAGCUUAGUUUUUUGUUAGUCUCACGAUGAAAACCAGCAGGAAUCUUCGUCUGAAACGUCGCGAUCAAUGUCAAAAUGAUUAUUGUAAGGCAAACUAUAAACUAUCAUAUCAAAAGUAAAACAUUUUGAAGUCUACUUUUCUUAAAUGAGUUUUUUUAGAUGAACUACCUAGUUUUGUGCAAGGGAAUGAAUGUGGAGUAUGAACACCCAUUUCGUGAACUAAAAUGUCUACUUUAAUUUAAUUUUCAGGGUUUGAAAUGUUUAUUCAACUUAUGUCGCGUUUGUUGUCGCGACCGUAAGACGACUGCCUUUACUCAACACUGCCCAGGUAA
This is a messenger RNA of Porites lobata, 2601 nucleotides long. The record is from the annotation of a GenBank genome assembly. NCBI's taxonomy places the organism in Eukaryota, Metazoa, Cnidaria, Anthozoa, Scleractinia, Poritidae.